Molecule: messenger RNA, 1260 nt
Organism: Seminavis robusta
Lineage: Eukaryota; Bacillariophyta; Bacillariophyceae; Naviculales; Naviculaceae
Source: the annotation of a GenBank genome assembly
AUGCUUAAUACUGUGGAAAACCAAGGCUUGCAGAAUAUCGUUGGUUGGCAGAGCAGUGGUGCUGGCUUUGUCGUCCAUAACAAGCAGCAGUUUGAAACACAAAUCAUGCCAAAGUUUUUCCCACGCUUGAAGUACGUAUCUUUCAAGAGAAGACUACAUCUGUUUGGCUUUCGCUCGGAUAGCAAACAAGACAAGAGAGCCUUUCGACACCCUUCCUUUGCUCGUUGGAUCCCAGAACAACAACUGCUCGAAAGUAUAAAAGCAACGGAAAGAAAGACCAAAUCUACCGUCGCUAUUGCCAAGCAACCCAACAUCAGUGACCUACAGCAGCAUCAAGCCUCCCCACAGCCUUCGUCCCACACGGAAACCAACAAAGAGUCCGAAUCUACCUUGAAUGUCUCGACUACGGAACUACGUCGGCGACUACUCCUGGAAGCGGAUCUGCCAUUGGCCAUGGGCUCGUCGGAACUACCACAGCCUCCCUUCCAGAACCUCGGAUCUUCGGGGACCGAUCCUGGAAGCCGUGGGUUUCAACAAUUCACGACGUCCACGACCACCGGUACAAGUAAUACGGAUCACGUCGUAAUGACGAACAUUCUGCAGCAACUACAACAGACUCGCAACGAAACCAUGUCCACACCAACAACACUGCAGCAAUCGUCACUCACAGGUGUUCACCAACAAGGGUUGAUGCGUACCCAAAUGUUGGGGGCCCUCGGUCAGGAUCAACGAUACGCCCCUCCUCAGCUCCAGCAACAUCCUUCACAACGGCACCAAACAGGACAGACGGAGCAACCCGGGGCAGCCAGUUGGCCCCAACUGCAGCAGCAGCAACAACAACAACAGCGACAACAACAACUGGCACUGCAACAGCCACCCGAUCAGUUUUCAAUGCAGACUUCGGAGCUGUAUUCCAGGCUCCAUCAGCAACACCAACAACACCAGCAACAGCUCGCCAUAUCGGACCCAUCACAUUUGAAUUUGAAUACAGGGAUCGUUCCUUCGCACCACCAAGACCCACUAGUGGCAGGGUUGGCCAGAAGUGAGGAAAAGUGCGAGACCAGUGCCGAUGCCACUGGAUGGGACCUCAUUCUCGAGCCACGACCAUUUGCUCCGGGAGAAGACGGAGCAAGACGUGGGUCAACAAGAUCGUCGUCGGGGAGCAUGGGGGGAUAUGUCAGCACUAGAGGUGAAGCCAAAAGUGCAGGCGACGAAAGUACCAACGCGACAAAAAACUGGAAACGGACUAGUCAACCAUAG